UGCCCGCGCCCAAGUGGGCCUAUCAUUAUAAAUUUUUGUUUAUUUUCGGCAUUCCUUUGUAAAUUUAAUUUUGAUUCCAUUUUACAUUUUCUUUUAGUAUUAAAAAUACUUGUUAUUUCCCUGCAACUAAAUUUUUUAUCACCUUGAAUUCUAAAUAUUCAUCAAUGGAUUGUGAUAUUUCUGGUUAUCACGUCGAAUCAUUCAAUUUUUUGGCCGAUGAAGGAUUUCAAGCAAUUGCUGAAGACAUUCCUCCUGUCAAAUUAAAAUUACCAAAUGGGGAUGCUGUUGAAUUUUGGUACACAAAUGCUCGGUUAGGAAAGCCUCAUUUAGAUAAUUCAAAAAUGGGUGGUGAUAUAGGCAAUUGUCCAAUCUAUCCAGCAGAAUGUAGACAAAGACGAUUAACUUAUCGAGCACCCCUUAACGUUUGUAUUGAUUUACAGUUAAAUGGAAGAAAGAUUGAUACAGUUGAUUUACUUUUGGCAGAAAUUCCUGUAAUGCUUUGUUCUAAUAGAUGUAAUUUAUAUGGAUUGAAAAGAAAAGAAUUAAUUGCUAAAGGAGAGGAAGCUUUGGAAAGAGGUGGUUAUUUUAUUGUAAAUGGUUCAGAAAAAAUUAUGCGCCUACUUAUCGCAAAUAAACGUAAUUAUCCCUUAGCGGUUAAAAGGAAAACUUUUAGAGAAAAAGGAAAACUUUAUUCUGAAUUUGCUGUAAUGAUGAGAUGUUUUAGAGGAAAUCAUUAUUGUUCAUUAAUUACUCUACAUUAUCUUGAAAGUCUUUCAAUGACACUUCUUAUACAAGUAUUUUUUGUUCCUUUGUAUCGCCGUGAAAUUUUUUAUGUUCCUUUAAUUUACGUAAUUAAAUGUUUGGUCGAUUGGAAUGAUGCUCAAAUUUAUAAUCAAUUAAUUGCUGGAAGGCCUAAUGAUCAAUUUUGGGCUAAAUGUGUUCGAAAUAUGUUAACGGUUGCGCAGGCUUGCCAAUUUUUAUUAACUCAUUGUUUGGCUGUUCACUUAAAAACUGAUGAACAGAAAUUUUAUUGUUUGGCUAUGAUGGCACAAAAAUUAGUUGCUUUGGUUAAAAAUGAAAUUCAGCCAGAAUCUCUUGAUAACCCACAAUUUCAGGAAUUUAUAAAAGCAUUUUCUUCACAUAAAAACAAUGAACUUUCUCGUGGUCUAGAAUAUUUUCUAGCAACGGGGAAUUUAAUUACAAGAACGGGUGUUGGAUUAAUGCAAUUAACUGGUUUUGCUGUUAUUGCUGAAAGAAUUAAUCAAUUGAGAUUUGUUUCACAUUUUCGUGCAAUUCAUCGUGGUGCAUUUUUUAUGGAAAUGCGUACAACGGAUGUUAGAAAAUUGAGACCUGAAGCUUGGGGAUUUAUUUGUCCAGUCCAUACACCUGACGGUGCUCCCUGUGGCCUUUUAAAUCAUGUUACUGCAUCAACUAAUAUUGUUACACAUUUUACUCAAAGUCCUAGAAAAUUACAAGAAACGCUUUCGUCUUUGGGUAUUAUUCCGCACAGUUCUUUGGCAAUACUUCCGGAUGAACCUCUUUAUCCUGUUGUUGUUGAUGGAAAUUUUGUUGGUUAUUUAUCGUGUAGAAAGGCAGCAUUUGUUGAAAGGCAACUCAGAGCAAUUAAAGUUAGCGAAUUCGAUGACAGAAUUUCAAAAUUUGCUGAAAUAACUUUGAUUAGAAAUUCCCCUGAUCCCGAAAAUAUCCAAACUCAAUAUCCUGGUUUAUAUAUCUACACACUUCCUGGCCGGCUCUAUCGUCCAGUUAAGAAUUUAUUAUUGAAUGGGCAAACGGAAUAUAUUGGUAUGUUUGAACAAGUUUAUUUAUCGAUUGUUAUUGAUCCUGAUGAAGCAGAACCUGGUGUAACUAUGCAUCAAGAAUUGCAUCCAUCUGCACUUUUCUCCUUUGCGGGGAAUUUAAUUCCAUUUCCUGAUCACAACCAAUCGCCAAGAAAUGUUUAUCAGUGUCAAAUGGGAAAGCAAACAAUGGGGGUCCCAGUUCAUGCUUGGAGGCACCGCGCUGACGGCAAAAUGUAUUUACUUCAAACUCCACAAAAACCUUUACUUAAAUUAGAGGCUCAUGAUAAAUAUGAAAUGGAUGAAUAUCCUUUGGGAACAAAUGCUUGUGUUGCCGUAAUUUCUUAUACUGGUUAUGAUAUGGAAGAUGCAAUGGUAAUAAAUAAGGGAUCAUAUCAAAGAGGAUUUGCCCACGGAACAGUAAUUAAAGUUGAAAGAAUAAAUUUAGCAGAGCAUUCAAAUGCACGUUUUGGGAGGAAAUCCGAUUGUGAAGUUGUAUUUUGUGGUGAACCAAAUGAUGUUAGACCUGCCAGUUUAGAUGCUGAUGGACUUCCAAUUCAAGGGCGUUGUUAUCAAUAUGGAGAUUUUUAUUAUUGUACUUUUAAUUUGAUCAGUGGAGAAUUUAGAAAAUUUAAAUAUACUUCUAGUGAACCUGGUUAUUGUGGAAUUGUUAGAAUUGUAAGAGAUGAAAAUGUUCCUGAUGCUAAAGUGCAUGCAUUAAUUCAAUGGAGAAUUCAAAGGAAUCCAAUUAUUGGAGAUAAAUUUGCAUCAAGGCAUGGUCAAAAAGGAAUUAAUUCAUUUCUUUGGCCUCCAGAAUCAAUGCCAUUUUCUGAAUUUGGAAUGGUUCCAGAUAUUCUUUUUAAUCCUCACGGGUUUCCUUCUCGAAUGACAAUUGGAAUGAUGAUUGAGAGUAUGGCUGGAAAAGCAGCAGCAACACAUGGGGAUACUUUUGAUGCUUCUCCUUUUGUUUUUAAUGAACAAAAUACGGCUAUAGAACAUUUUGGGAAAAUGUUAUCAAGAGCUGGUUAUAAUCAUUAUGGAGAAGAAACUAUGUAUUCAGGCGUGGAUGGACGUGAAAUGAAAGUGGGAAUUUUUUCAAAUAUUUGAUAUUGAAGGGGCAUUUUGUCAUACUAACUGGGGGUUGUCGAAAAUGCAAAAAUUGGUGUUUGAGUUACGUUGUUUCCUCAUGCAUUUACUAUUUUCUUAUUUCCUCAUAUUUUUUAAGGAACAAUAUGA
Messenger RNA from Meloidogyne enterolobii, 3032 nucleotides. The record is from the annotation of a GenBank genome assembly. NCBI's taxonomy places the organism in Eukaryota, Metazoa, Nematoda, Chromadorea, Rhabditida, Meloidogynidae.